Molecule: messenger RNA, 9987 nt
Organism: Pogona vitticeps (central bearded dragon)
Lineage: Eukaryota; Metazoa; Chordata; Lepidosauria; Squamata; Agamidae
Gene: ADCY5
Product: adenylate cyclase 5
Biological process (GO): intracellular signal transduction; cAMP biosynthetic process; adenylate cyclase-activating G protein-coupled receptor signaling pathway
Cellular component (GO): plasma membrane
Molecular function (GO): adenylate cyclase activity
Source: RefSeq, a predicted model, not a curated record
CAAUAUUUUUUAGCCGCACCAUUGCCAGUGGCAAUUUUUUAGCUGCACCAUUGUUAGGCAUCAGGACAAUACACUGCAGAGGUGUGCACCCUUAUUUCAGAAGAACUCAUAGUUUCUAAUGUCUGACACUGCCAAAGGCUUUGCUGUAGUCUAUAAAGCAUGGAUUUUAUUAGAGCACUAAAAAAAAUCACACCUGUUGUAUGGGGUAAAAAUUUAGUUUAUGUUUCCGAUUUUUUAAAAAACAAGUCUAAAAUAGUAUCACCAGCCAUUGCUUUAGGACUUUAUUAGACCACUGAACCAUCACAAGGAGAAGCUACGGUAGCUUCGGACUCUUACAGAAGUCUUUCAACACCCUGGGCUUUAUAGAGCUGGGGUGGGGGGAGAGAAAAGCAAAACACACUAAUUUCAGAAAUCAUGGCUAGCUGUACGGGCCGGUUACCUCCGUCCCAAGCAAGUUCCAAAACGGGGGCUGCAGGGACAGUUCAGAGGCAGCAAACAAAGAAUUCUGCUGCAUCUUUAAGCCGCUUCAGUUCUAUUUAGCAGAAGCCUCCUUGCACUGUGCUACCAAUGACGACGUUGAUGGAGGAUAAAAACCUAAUGGUUUUUAACAAACAAAUAUGCACGCAUGAACUGUGUCUCUCUCCUCACAGGAUGGGCGACAGUGAUUCCCCCCGAGAUAGUUAAAAUACAACAAACCGCCGCCGCCCCCGCCCCCCGCUUUAUUUAUUUACUGCAGAUGCCCAGCUGCUGCCCAGCUUCCCCAUUCCCCGCCUCUUGCCUCCUAACCGGGCCGUCUAUUGGAAACGAAAGAGAUUCAGCUGAUCGGCUCCCCGAAGGGCCCAAUGGUAUAAAUCGGCGCCUUACAGUCAACCAAUAGCAGCGAGCGUGGGGCGGAUUCCGACCGGGCCAGACCGAGAGGCCGUACAAAGAGGCCGGUUUGGAAAGGGGCGAAUUGCUCGCGCCUCGCCGCAACAAGAGCGUGUGAGGGAGCGCGCCGGGGCGCGCGGGGCCAGAGGAGGCGACCGCGGAUGCUGCUGCUGCUGCUGCUGCUUUUGCUCUGGUGAGGGAAGCCGGGUCGUGCCGUCUUCCACCAAAGUGGAGCCGGGACCGUUGCUCUUUGCAGGGCGAGGAGGACAGCUCGCCUGCCUGCCUGCCUGGAGGGGAAAGGCAAGGUGUUUCCUCCCUCCCUCCCCCCACGGCCCCCUAGCGCGCCGCAGCGCACGCCGUGAUACACAAACCCCGAGCAGCAGGCAUGGGAGGAGGCUGUGGAUAAGCAGCACAGAGGCGUCCUUCGGGGGGGAAUUUGUUUAAAAACAGAAAAAAGCAACGAGAGAGAAAAGCCAGCCCAGCCUAAAAAAGAGCGGUGUGUGUGGGGGGGGGGAAUCAUGUAAUUGUAUUCCUCGCCUGCAUCGCUUGCUUCCGCAGACGAGCCCGCCGCCCCUGGCGCUGGUUGUGGUCGCUGGUGCUGCUCCCUGCAGUGGAGAGAGAGAGAGAGAAAGAGAGAGAGAGAUUGGGAGACCGCGCGUUCUCCCACGCAGGCAGCGGCGCAUCGUUCGAGUUUUUUCUUUGAGGGGGGGACGAAGCACUCCUCGCUCCGUGGAUCUCGGCUGGCUGGAGGGAAGGUCGAGGCGCGGGCACCCUGCUCUCUCUGUGUGUGCCGCCUCCUCUCGCUCGCCUCAGCCGCCCUCAGGCUCCCCGCGUUGGCUUCCUUUCUCCCUCUUUCCGCGCUGCCCUUCGUUUGAAUCGCUCCCGCUGCUUUUGAUUUACGGCUCCUUCAAUGUUCCCUCCCAAGGGCAAACGGCGGCGGCGGCAACAGCAGCAGCAGCAGCAGCCGCCUUCUUGCCCCCCCGUCAGCCUCCGGCCGCCCACCCGUUUGGCCGCCGCUCGGAGCAGCCGGAGAGGCUCGCUCGGCCGCGCGCUCCUCCUGGGGGCUGCCGACGGUCGCGAGGGCGCCCAAUAAAUGCCUUUAGCAAGCCGAGGCUUCGGUGGGAGGCGGAGGCGGAGGGGGGCACGGUUGGCUUCCUCGCCCCCGUCGCAGCAGCAGCAGCAGCAGCAGCGGCGUCGUCGUGCUCGGCUGGAGAAGGGAGAGCCGCGAGAGCAGAGGCGGAUCUUCGGAGCGGUCCGUAGCCCGGGCACCUUCACGAAAGGCGGAGGGAUCGGACAAGAAUGACCCAGCCGGCUCCCAGGCGUCUCCAGCGCCGCCGCCGCCGCCGCCGCCCCGCUUGUCCUCUGCAACAUCUCUUCAGAUGACCGACCGGAUCGGCCUCGGUGCCCGAGGGCAAGCUUUCAGAAUGACGGUUCUGGGUGGUUUCGCGCCGCUUCCUGGAGAGCCCAGCCACAGACUGGAGGGUGCCGUUUCUUUAGGACCUUUCUGAAGACCAGGACUUCUUUACCUUUUUUUCCCCCUUCCCCCCCCUCCCCGGUGGGAGGAUCGAACUGACACGUGUGUGCGUGUGUGCACUCUGGGUUUUUUUUUGUCCAGGAUGGCUCACGAAGUUGCAGGCUGACUCGAUGAGGAUCUUGGUUUGAUGGGCGGGAAGGGUGGGGUGGGGGGAACAAAGAAUAACCCAGGUGCCUUUUCCGCCUCCGUUUUUCUGUGCCAGUGCUGUGCUUCUGCAUUGCUGAAGUGGGAACAAAUGGCCCAAGCACUGGGGACUUGGGAGGGAAAAUGACAGCAUGGGCAUCCUCACCAGAGAGGCAACCUUCCACCAGGAGGGGAAAUUGCUUCCCAACUCCAUCUUGAGUGAUUUAAUUUGCGGAUGAAGGAAGCCUGGACUCUUCUCCUGGUGUCUGGAGAGAAAAGGACCCAACUGGCUGGCUGUUCAGCAGUUUUCUUGGAAAGGUUUGAAUUCUUUUAUCACUGGGAACUUUGUUUUGCUUGGACUCGGCCGGGACUGACUUGCCCGAAGUUCUUGCAUUUUAAUAUCUUCGCUGCGCUUCCCCAGCCAGAGGGUUGAAAGAUGCUGCUCAGAGGAGUUGGUUUCCCUCUUGCUAUGAGUGGGAAUUCCUGUGGCUGAUUCCCUCCCACUCCUUAAGAACCUCUCCCUCAAUCCCUCCUCCCUCUUCUUUUCUGCCCCCACAGGGCAUGUCCCGCUCCAACAGUGUAAGCCCUCCGGGGUUCGGAGCCCCUCCUGUGCCCAGGGGUGGAGGUGCAGAACAGCAUCGCUCUGCCUGGGGAGAAUCCAGAGCCAAUGGCUAUUCUUACCCUCUUCAUACAAGGGCCUCAAUCAAGAAAUCUUCCUGUAUGGCGAGCUGGUGGAGAAGUGAGGAAGAGUAUCAGCUGCCAAGCAGCAGUUACCACGGGGUGAGUGGCUGCAGGAUGAUGAGCUUCAGGUCAAAGUCUGCCUGGCAGGAUUAUGGGGGUGACAAGAGCCAGCACUCCCACCGGGCGGGAGAUACCUCACUGGCCACAAGUCCUAGGCGCUACGGCACGGAGCAGGGUGAGGUGCGUCCGCGCUCCGUGGAACUGGGGCUAGAAGAGAAGCGGAUCAAGGCCAAGAUCGAUGAGCUGGAGGAGGGGGAAGAACAUCUGGAUGAUGACAGGGGGUCUGAGAUGGUAUUUUCCAUAGGCAGCUGUUGUGGCAGCCUCCUACAGAUCUUCAGGUCGAAGAAGUUCCAGUCAGAGAAGCUGGAGCACCUCUACCAGCGCUAUUUUUUCCGUCUCAACCAGAGCAGCCUAACUAUGUUGAUGGCGGUGUUAGUCUUGGUCUGUCUGGUCAUGCUGAUUUUCCACACUGUUCAUGGUUACUAUCAGGUGCCCUAUGUGGUGGUGCUGGCCCUGGCCAUCCUGCUGAUGGUGGCCCUGGGUGUCGUCUGCAAUCGCAACGAUUUCCACCAGGACCACAUGUGGCUCAUGUGCUACUCUGUUAUUCUGGUGGUGUUGGCUGUACAAGUGGUUGGCUGCUUGCUGAUGCAACCCAGGAGUGCCUCUGAGGGCAUUUGGUGGACAAUCUUUUUCAUCUACAGCAUCUAUACCUUGCUGCCGGUUAGGAUGAGGGCUGCAGUCAUCAGUGGCGUGGUGCUGUCUGCUAUCCACCUUGCCAUUUCUCUCAAAAUCAAUGCAGAAGAUAGAUUUCUGCUGAAACAGCUAGUGGCCAACAUUCUCAUCUUCAUCUGCACGAACAUUGUAGGCGUGUGCACCCACUAUCCAGCGGAGGUGUCGCAAAGACAGGCAUUUCAAGAGACCAGGGAAUGCAUUCAAGCUCGUCUCCAUUCUCAGAGAGAAAAUCAGCAGCAGGAGCGCCUCUUGCUUUCUGUACUUCCUCGCCAUGUUGCCAUGGAGAUGAAAGCUGACAUAAAUGCCAAAAAAGAGGAUAUGAUGUUUCAUAAAAUUUAUAUCCAGAAGCAUGACAAUGUCAGCAUUCUGUUUGCAGACAUUGAAGGUUUCACAAGUCUGGCUUCCCAGUGCACUGCUCAGGAACUGGUGAUGACAUUAAACGAACUCUUUGCCAGAUUUGAUAAACUUGCAGCGGAGAAUCACUGUUUACGUAUAAAAAUCCUGGGUGAUUGCUAUUACUGUGUGUCUGGAUUACCCGAGGCAAGAGCAGACCAUGCACAUUGUUGUGUUGAAAUGGGAAUGGAUAUGAUAGAAGCAAUCUCAUUAGUGCGAGAGGUGACAGGAGUCAACGUGAAUAUGCGAGUUGGGAUCCACAGUGGGAGAGUUCACUGUGGGGUCUUGGGCCUCAGGAAAUGGCAGUUCGAUGUCUGGUCAAAUGAUGUCACAUUAGCCAAUCACAUGGAAGCAGGCGGCAAAGCAGGGCGAAUACACAUAACAAAAGCUACACUGAACUACCUGAAUGGUGACUAUGAAGUGGAGUUGGGUUUUGGAGGAGAGCGGAAUGCUUAUCUCAAGGAGCAUAGCAUAGAGACCUUUCUUAUUGUGCGAUGCAGCCAAAAAAGGAAAGAUGAGAAAGCAACAAUAGCCAAGAUGAACCGUCAGCGUACUAAUUCUCUUGGGCACAAUCCCUCACACUGGGGAGUGGAUCGCUCCUUUUACAACCAUCUUGGCAGCAAUCAAGUUUCCAAGGAGAUGAAAAGAAUGGGUUUUGAAGAUCCAAAAGACAAGAACAUCCAGGAAAACAUGAAUCCAGAAGAUGAGGUGGAUGAGUUUCUAGGUCGUGCUAUUGAUGCCAGAAGUAUUGACCGCUUACGUUCUGAACAUGUUCGCAAAUUUCUCUUAACAUUCAGGGAGCUUGACUUGGAGAAGAAGUACUCCAAACAAGUGGAUGAUCGGUUUGGUGCAUAUGUGGCAUGUGCCUCCAUAGUCUUCCUCUUCAUCUGCUUUGUUCAGAUCACAAUUGUGCCCCACUCUGUGUUUAUGCUGGCAUUCUACCUGACCUGUUUUGUGAUGCUGACCACAGUAGUGUUUGUUUCUGUCAUUUAUUCCUGUGUCAAGCUUUUUCCAGAUCCGCUGCAGGCUCUUUCACGGAAAAUUGUUCAGUCCAGGACCAAUAACACCAUAGUUGGGGUCUUCACCAUUAUAUUGGUUUUUCUCUCAGCCUUUGUCAACAUGUUCACAUGCAGUACCGUGGAUCUUUUGAAGUGCAUGGCUGCAGAGUAUAACAUCACCCCACACAAGGGGAACACGUGCCACAUUAGCUACUCUGCCUUCAAUUACAGCCUGGGAACAGCACAGGGGUUCUGUGCUAGCUCCCAGCCAAGCUGCAACUUUCCAGAGUAUUUUACCUACAGUGUCUUACUGAGCCUCCUGGCCUGCUCUGUAUUUCUUCAGAUCAGUUGCAUCGGGAAACUCAUUUUGAUGUUGAUUAUUGAAUUUAUAUAUGUCCUCAUUGUUGAAGUGCCGGGGCUUACCCUCUUCGAUAACGCAGAACUUCUGGUUACCGCUAACUCUAUUGUGUUUUCCAAUUGGACAGGAAAUAUAAUAUGUCCUCCAACUGUGCCCCGGGUGGCCCUGAAGAUUGUGACUCCCGUCGUUAUCACCGUGUUUGUCCUGGCGGUAUAUCUACAUGCUCAGCAGGUGGAAUCUACAGCCAGGCUUGAUUUCCUUUGGAAGCUUCAGGCUACUGAAGAAAAGGAGGAGAUGGAGGAACUGCAGGCCUACAACAGGCGGCUCCUCCAUAACAUCUUGCCGAAGGAUGUGGCAGCCCACUUUCUUGCACAGGAGCGAAGGAAUGAUGAACUGUAUUACCAGUCUUGCGAGUGUGUGGCUGUCAUGUUUGCUUCCAUCAGCAACUUCUCAGAAUUUUAUGUAGAGCUAGAAGCCAACAAUGAAGGGGUGGAAUGCUUGAGGCUCCUUAACGAAAUCAUUGCCGACUUUGAUGAGAUCAUCAGCGAGGAUCAGUUCCGGCAGCUGGAGAAGAUCAAGACGAUCGGUAGCACAUACAUGGCUGCUUCUGGCCUUAAUGAUUCCACUUAUGAUAAAGUGGGCAAAACUCAUAUCAAGGCCCUGGCUGACUUUGCGAUGAGGUUGAUGGAUCAAAUGAAGUACAUCAAUGAGCACUCCUUCAACAACUUCCAGAUGAAAAUAGGGCUCAAUAUUGGUCCAGUAGUAGCUGGGGUUAUAGGGGCACGUAAGCCCCAGUAUGAUAUUUGGGGGAACACUGUGAAUGUAGCCAGCCGAAUGGACAGCACAGGAGUGCCCGACAGAAUUCAGGUGACCACAGAUAUGUAUCAGGUUCUAAGUGUCAACAACUAUAAACUAGAAUGCCGAGGGGUUGUUAAGGUCAAAGGCAAAGGAGAAAUGACUACCUACUUCCUAAAUGAAGGUCCACCAGCAAGUUAGCAGCAGCAGCAGCAGGCAAGGAAGACUCGAGGAUGGCUCAGUUUCAUUCAAACACAGUAGUAAGUUGGAGAAAAAUCUGCUGCUUGGCAGCAAAUCUUAAUACCAAGACAUGGCUGAGUAUUUCAUGAGAUGUCUCGUAUAGCAGGAUUGUGUGCAAGAGAGAAAAGAGUAAAGACAGUUCGGGCUACAUAACACAUAAUUCAGAAGUUACCUGGCUCUGCUGUGGAUUUUUCCCGCCUAAGUUGAUCGUCAAUGAAUUGACCAAAGAUUUAUGCUUAACGGAGUUUGGAGAUGAAUACGUGGAAUUGAGAUCUUCAAAAAGGCUGCUACACAGAACUUCAGAUAUUUAACUAUUUAUUUGAGAUAACACAAUGUGUUGUGUUUUUGUUUUUGUUUUUUAAAUUGAAGGAAAGUAUGAUUCGUUACAGCAGAAACAAGGAACCAGAGCAACAAUACUUGGGGAAGUGUGUGCAUUCCCAUACUAUUCCUGACUUGUGCUGUCAAGCAACUUGACGAGUGCUGCUGUUCUUUUAUUAGCCGUGUGAGUGGGCUGUCAAAGUUAGGAAUGCCGCCCACUGCUGCUCUGUACAAAGGGCCUUUUUCUAAUGAAACCAUCAGUAAAGUUUUUAGAUGGGGAAAAAUAUGCCUUCUUAUGUACUCUUGCCAUCCCUAUCCUUAUACAGAUAUGAGGUUUACCAGGACUGCUAUUUUGAAAGGAAAAAGAAACACUGCUUGAGGCGAGAAAAGACUUUUUCAAACGUAUUUAUUAAAUGAAAAGGCCUUCCCGCUCCUGUUUGGUGCAUAUCUGUUUACAUAUAUGAAUGACUAGCUGUCAACAUGAAACACUUAGGCAGAGAGAGUCCUCUGACACAUGUGGGAUUGUUGGUUUGGGGGUUUGUUUUGGGGGUUUUGUAUUUUGUAAUAUGGAAGAUACCAAGGUCUAACAAAUAUUCCGAAAUUCUAUAUUUUGAAAAUUAUUGAGUUAAACACUCACCCUACUUGAGCAACAAUGAUUCACAUGUGGAUCAGCUAUAGUGUGGGUGGGUGUGCACCAAACCACUGUGUGAAGGUGCCAGGUUUGGGGUUGGGUGGGUGGGUGGACACAUUCAGCAAUCCAAUUGAAUGCCCAGCACCUAGCACAGCGUGUCGGCUGUCAAGACAGGGCAGAAACAGAAACAAUAGGGCUCUAGCCUGCACCCCGAACAUUUGAUGCACAUGUAGCAGCACACAUGUGUUGUUCACCAGUAUUCAGAAGAGUGGAAAGGGGGGCACCUAAGCUGCAUUGAAACCUCUCCCUUUCUGGUUCCCUAUUUGAGAGUUGCUCAGGGCUAUGAGUUGUUUCUGCCCUUCAGCUCUCAGGUCUCCCUUAAUCCAGCAGUGGGUGUGUGAAGCUAUCUGCUGUGCUCUCCUUUCUCUGGAUGAGGGCUGGGCAGAGCAGUGCACACAAAGCGGUGGUGGGAGGUGUACAUAGGCUAUAGAGUUGUGUGACAUUAUUUUCAUUAUUUUCUGAGUUGCAGACUUGGCAGUUUUCAGACAAACACUGUACAGCCCAGGACACAAGUAAACAAACAAACAAAAACAUGAUAGGAGAAGGGAAUGCUAGGUUGAACUGUCUUUAAUGAAGUGUGUGAAACCACAAUAAAGCAGACUAGGAGUAUCAAGAGAUAGCCCAGCUACAUUUAAUUCUGAUUGUUGGAAGGAGAUGAGUGUAAAAAAAAGUGUGCUCACAAUUCUGAAUUUUUAUUUGUCAGGAAUACUACCACAAGAGCCGCAUGGAGUGUGUAUCUGGAACAGGAAAAAAUGAAAUCAAGCAUUUCUUUUUCAAAAGGAUGUGAACGUUUACAAUUUAUAUAAUAACUGUAUGCAUAAGUCCUAUAGAUGGCCUUGGAUUUUUGCUGUCUCGGAUUGAAGUGGCAGGAUGUGAAUUCAUUUAUUCACAUUUAUUAUGGAUUGCAGUUUGAAGAUUCAAUAAACAAAUUGUAUUGAUUUCAUCCUCUGCAGCUAAGAUGGCAUUCAUGCCACAAUUAAAAAACAAAACAAAAAAUCACGGGGGUAUUAAGGUUGAAAAAGACAGAAUUUGUUAACAGAUGUAUGACUGAAUGAAAUACAUUUUGAAUUUUUAAAGACCGUCCCCUUCAUAUUUUAUCAGUAACUAUAAAAGCAUAAAAUGCCUAUAUUUUUAUAUGUCAGUAGGUGAAGACUUUUGAUACUCAAUUUGGCUAUCUCAAAAACGACGUCCAACAUUUUGCUAUUUGUUUUUCACUCUUCUCAGGGCAGAAUUUCUAUAGUUUUCAUAAUCUAAUGAUUGCCCAUUGCUGGCAAUUAUGACAUUGGGGCUGAGGCUUCUCUUUGACCAGGAAAUUAAGAAUGAUGCUGCUGGUGAAUUUGUCAUCCUGUUUAACACAGUUCUUACAUUAAGCUACUUUGAACUAGAGCUUCAGUACCAUCCUACUUUCUUACUGUCUUCUUCCUUUCCGCUAGGGUACAUCCUGGAACAGUGUAGUAGCCAGACUUUUAGAAAACUGCCAAGUCUGUCCUUGUACUAUAUUUUGAACUUCUGAAGAAAAAUUCCCAUUUAUUUGCAAAGGUUUUAUUUACACAGUAUUGCAGCUUGUUCUCCAUCACCUUCCAUCCUUUGUUUUUGCUGCCAUUUACCACUUCCAAAUUUUAAUUAACAGCACAAUAACAUAGGAUCAUUUUGUUUUAGUUUUGCCUCCUGCUUUGAAGUGUGCGUUCUUAACAUUUGAGCAAACCACCUUGCGCGAUUGUGUUGUCAAUGAAAUUUUCAGUCGCCUGUAUCUCUGACUGUGAUUGUUGACUGUGUCAUGAUCAUUUCAAGGGGUAUGCACUCUUUAUUCUGGCUCUUGCAAAAAUUGAUACAGUUAUGAUUUCCCAUGGAAAUUUCAAUCUGUUUAAGUAAUUUAACAACUAUAUUAAACACUGUUUCACUUGUGAAUCUGUCCAUUUUUCCCUGUUAGAAUCUGGCUCGUAAAAGAUCAGAAAUAAUGUUGCAGAAUAAAGUAUCAUUUAAUAUUCAGUGGUUGGAGUGACCUCCCAAAUAUAUUUCAGGAUCAUCAAUGCAAUAAUAGUAGCUCUUUGGACUUCUAUACUGUAAUUUGUCUCAAUAAUUGUAACUGUUCAUAGAUGUAUAGCUGGAUACUGUCGGAGCACAGAAAGAUGAGACAAACAACUUCCUCAUAGGAUGUGUCUGUCCGCUUCUUUGUGAUUGUACAGAAGACUGUUGC